Molecule: messenger RNA, 2039 nt
Organism: Carassius gibelio (silver crucian carp)
Lineage: Eukaryota; Metazoa; Chordata; Actinopteri; Cypriniformes; Cyprinidae
Gene: med1l
Exons: 17
Coding region: 154-1938 (594 amino acids)
Biological process (GO): cellular response to thyroid hormone stimulus; regulation of transcription by RNA polymerase II
Cellular component (GO): mediator complex
Molecular function (GO): transcription coregulator activity; nuclear vitamin D receptor binding; nuclear retinoic acid receptor binding
Source: RefSeq, a predicted model, not a curated record
GACGCGGGAAACUAAUUAGCAGAUAGAGGAAAGUAUUUUUGAAGGCUGGCCGCUCGUCGUGUUUACAUACUUACAAUCUCUAAAUGAUGUGUUAUUAAUCUGGAGACACAUCUCUUGAGCAGCGGACUAUAAAGCAGUUAAAACGUGGCUACAAUGGAGGCCAAGAGCGAAGGCGGUAAAACGGAAUCUCAUAUUCGUGCAGGUCCUGUAAGUAUGAAGAAGACCAAGACUUUAAUGUCUGACUUGAAGUCCAAAUAUGCUGAUAAAUCUUGGAACGAGACCUUUCAGCUGGUCCGGAGAUGUAUGGAAAAAACUAAAGGAGAGGGCAGAGUCUGUGAGCCAAUCGCACAGUGUCUUCAGAAGAUCAACGAGGCGCUCAAUGUGUGCUCCUUGACCGCAAUGGUGUCCAGACUAGAGAUGAUUGCCAAACAAAGAGGAUUGGGGUCACACAUGAGCCCCACAGAGACGGUGUGUUACCUGACCGCAGACCUGUUUUACAUCGAGGUGGUGCUGCUGCGGGGGGGAAGAGUGGAGGAUGUGAGGGUGGCCCAUCACGGCGAAGCUCCGGUGUCCAGCCCAUCACUCCUCCAGUUGUUGAGGAUGAAGAAAUUUCAAGAGUUCUCUCUAAAGUUGGAUGAUCUUGCCUCUUUUUACAUCAUCUCGGGAGACAGUGAUGUCAAGAUUAAAAUCUACUCCUGUCUCCGGCACUUGGAAACAGAUCUCUUCAAAAUAUCCCAUUUACCAAGGUCUUUGAGAGAAAGUGACCUUCACGUUGACCUCAUCAUGAACGGCAGGAUUGGAAACGUCCAGCCAGGAAAAGAGGGAACCCCAAUGACAGUCGAGUACUACAUUAGUCCAUCAGAUGUUCUCAGCAGGUCAAGUACAGGUGAGGUCAGUGUUGGGCAGGUUGCUCUGGUAACAGCAGGAAGCAGCAGCGCCUCUCACAGGCUGCAGAGGGAAUCCCUCAUCUCUUCUCCACCUCAGGUCGACUCUUUCGGGUUUCCAGUGUUUCAGCCGCUCACUGAAUCCUGCUCCGAAUCACUCCCAGCCACCUUUCUUCUCAAACUACAGCCACCGCUGCCCAUGCUUAUUCCCUUCAUUGACAAAAUGGGCAAAAUCACAGAUGGAGUUAUAGCUGAGAAACCCCAGCAGGUGGAGCCUCUACCUCAUCUUCUGAUGAAGACCAGCGCAACACUGAACGCCAAGAUCUCCUGGACACACGGGGCUCAGUUUACUGUGCCAUUACCUGACUCCGAGUACCACAGUUAUGUGUUCCCUGGGGCCGUUUGGGGCCGAGAGUCCUGGAAAGGAGCCUUAGUUCACACCGUCCCCUUCACACACCCCGGCCACGUCCCUGCUUUACUGGAUCUCCUUCGCCAUCAGUCGGCCAUCAACGUCCUGCUGGCGAGCUGCUUCAGUGACCACAGCCAGCUCACAGACGCUGGCUUACUGUGUGACCUGAGAUGUGAGGUCCUUCCAGAAUCAGACCACUGCCUUUCUGUCACAUUCAGCCUUGAUGAUCACAUCCACCUGGCUGUUCUUCAGGUGACGGUGGUGGACUCUCAUCAGAUGAGCUGCAGACUUCUGAUGCCUGAUUUUGUGGAUCAUAAAUUGGACGACUACAUAUCCAGAGUCCUUAUGCGAUGCAUGUCCAUCCCCAUCACGAUGAGGGCCAUCCGCAGGAAGGUGGCCGGCCGCACGACUCGUCCCGAACCUGCAGCUGACCCAGAGUCCUCCGCUGCGAUGGAGAGUGAUGUCAUCAGUGGCGUGUCCCAUGAUGCCGCUGAGGACGAGAGCGAGGCGUCUCCUGCUGGCUCCUGUGUUAUGUCUGUCUCUGAUCAUGUCAAUACAGAUGCUGUUGCUGACCGUUCCCCCUGUGCUUCUCUGGGUGUGUAUUCACACUGGGUGACCAGUGGACUUCCUGCAGAGCUUCUGUAGCACGGGGAGGUUUUAUGACAGAAGAUUUAAAAAGUAUUCCUACGCUAUUUUAGACAAAUCAUUAAAAAAAAAAACUUUAAUAAAGGUGCGUUAUAUUCAAA